Messenger RNA from Eptesicus fuscus (big brown bat), 2689 nucleotides. It is a transcript of the gene TGM1, whose product is annotated as transglutaminase 1. The transcript is spliced from 15 exons. Gene Ontology annotation, biological process: peptide cross-linking. The record is from RefSeq and is a predicted model, not a curated record. Lineage: Eukaryota; Metazoa; Chordata; Mammalia; Chiroptera; Vespertilionidae. The coding region runs from base 89 to 2539 and encodes 816 amino acids. Gene Ontology annotation, molecular function: protein-glutamine gamma-glutamyltransferase activity.
CGGCGCGUCUGUCCUGUCCCGUCAGUCCCGACCUGCUCCGCCCCGGCUGCGCGACUCAGCGCUGCCCUCGCCAGCACCGCCUCCAGACAUGAUGGACGGUCCUCGUUCCGAUGUGGGCCGCUGGGGCGGGAACCCCUGGCAGCCCCCCACCACACCCUCCCCGGAGCCGGAGCCCGACAGACGGUCCCGCAGAGGAAGCCGCUCCUUCUGGGCUCGAUGCUGCAGCUGCUGCUCCUGCCGGAGUGGGGCGGACGAUGACUGGGGGCCUGAGCCCCACAGAGACUCCAGGGGUCGAGGGUCCAGCUCUGGGGGACGGAGACCCGGCUCCCGGGGCUCAGACUCCCGCCGGCCGAUCUCACGGGGCAGCGGCGUGAAUGCGGCUGGAGAUGGAGCCAUCCGAGAGGGCAUGUUGGUGGUGACGGGUGUGGAUCUGCUGAGUUCACGCUCGGACCAGAACCGCCGAGAGCACCACACGGACGAGUUCGAGUACGACGAGCUGAUCCUGCGCCGCGGGCAGCCUUUCCACAUGGUGCUCUUCCUGUCUCGGCCCUAUGAGUCCUCCGAUCGUGUCAUCCUGGAGCUGCACAUUGGAAACAACCCCGAGGUGGGCAAGGGCACCCAUGUGAUCAUCCCAGUGGGCAAGGGCGGCAGUGGAGGCUGGAAGGCCCAGGUGACCAAGUCCAGUGGGCAGAAUCUGAACCUACGGGUCCACACCUCCCCCAACGCCAUCAUCGGCAAGUUUCAGUUCACAGUCCGCACACAUUCGGAUGCUGGCGAGUUCCUGUUGCCCUUCGACCCCCACAAUGAGAUCUACAUCCUCUUCAAUCCCUGGUGUCCAGAGGACAUCGUGUACGUGGACCAUGAGGACUGGCGGCAGGAGUAUGUGCUUAACGAGUCUGGGAGAAUUUACUACGGGACUGAAGCACAGAUUGGCGAGCGGACGUGGAACUACGGCCAGUUUGAUCAUGGGGUGCUGGAUGCCUGCCUGUACAUCCUGGACCGGCGGGGCAUGCCAUAUGGAGGCCGUGGGGACCCAGUCAGUGUGUCCCGGGUCAUCUCUGCCAUGGUGAACUCCUUAGAUGACAAUGGGGUCCUGAUUGGGAACUGGUCUGGUGAUUACUCCCGAGGCACCAACCCGUCAGCGUGGGUGGGCAGCGUGGAGAUCCUACUCAGCUACCUGCGCACCGGCUAUUCUGUCCCCUAUGGCCAAUGCUGGGUCUUUGCCGGUGUGACCACCACAGUUUUGCGCUGCUUGGGCCUGGCUACUCGUACCGUCACCAACUUCAACUCAGCGCAUGACACAGACACGUCCCUCACCAUGGACAUCUACUUCGACGAGAACAUGAAGCCGCUCGAGCACCUGAACCACGAUUCUGUCUGGAACUUCCACGUGUGGAACGACUGCUGGAUGAAGAGGCCAGAUCUGCCCUCAGGCUUCGAUGGUUGGCAGGUUGUGGAUGCCACACCCCAGGAGACCAGCAGUGGCAUCUUCUGCUGUGGCCCUUGCUCCGUGCAGUCCGUCAAGAAUGGCCUGGUCUACAUGAAGUACGACACACCCUUCAUUUUCGCCGAGGUGAACAGUGACAAGGUUUACUGGCAGCGGCAGGACGAUGGCAGCUUCAAGAUUGUGUACGUGGAGGAGAAGGCCAUUGGCACACUCAUCAUCACAAAGGCCAUUGGCUCCAACAUGCAGGAGGAUGUCACCCACAUUUAUAAGCACCCAGAAGGCUCAGCAGCAGAGCGUAAGGCAGUGGAGACAGCAACCGCCCACGGCAGCAAACCCAACGUGUACGCCACCCGGGACUCAGCUGAGGAUGUGGCGAUACAGGUGGAGGCCCAGGACGCGGUGAUGGGGCAGGAUCUGUCCGUCAGCGUGGUGCUGACCAAUCGCAGCAGCAGCAGCAGCCGCACUGUGAAGCUACACCUCUACCUCUCAGUCACCUUCUACACCGGUGUCACCGGGUCCGUCUUCAAGGAGAGCAAGAAGGAAGUGGUGCUGGCUCCAGGGGCCUCGGACCGUGUGACCAUGCCGGUGGCCUACAAGGAAUACAAGCCCCACCUUGUGGACCAGGGGGCCAUGCUGCUCAACGUCUCGGGCCACGUCAAGGAGAGCGGGCAGGUGCUGGCCAAGCAGCACACCUUCCGUCUGCGCACCCCGGACCUCUCCCUCACGUUGUUGGGAGCAGCUGUGGUUGGCCAGGAGUGCGAAGUACAGAUUGUUUUCAAGAACCCCGUGCCUGUCACCCUCACCAACGUAGUCUUCCGGCUCGAGGGCUCCGGGUUACAGAGACCCAAGAUCCUCAACGUUGGGGACAUUGGGGGCAACGAGACGGUGACACUGCGCCAGACGUUCGUGCCUGUGCGGCCAGGGCCCCGCCAGCUCAUCGCCAGCUUGGACAGCCCCCAGCUCUCGCAGGUGCACGGUGUCAUCCAGGUGGACGUGGCCCCGGCCUCCGGCAGCCGGGGUGUCUCCUCAGAUGCCGGAGACAACAGUCGCUCAGGAGAAACUAUCCCUAUGGCUUCUCGCGGCGGGGCUUAGCCCUGGGCCAGGAGCCACGGGACUGGAGCCGGAUGAACAAGGACACUGCCUCAAGACGGGGGUCUGCUGUAGAGCCGCACCCCGGGGGCUCGGGCGGGGAGGCCGGGGAGGGAGCCUGUCUUCACUUGCACUGGGCAGCACAGAAGCUAA